CCCCGAAACACUCUCCCUUCUCUGUUACGGUUGCCGUAGCUGAAAUCCUUCCCUUUAGUGUCUGAAUGGUAUAUAUGUACCAUUGAAUGAAUCCAUUUUAUUAUCAUCAUCAGUUCCAUCUUCACUCUUCUCCAAUACACAUUAUCAGCCUCGACAACAUGAAGCUUUUCAAUCUCAUUCUCCACCUCUUCCUGUUCCUAACGGCCGCUUUGGCCGCUCCCGCUCCUAACGGGAACGGGAACAACCACGGAAAUGCCGCUGCCAGUCAAGAUAACGAGUUGGCCAAAAAGUGCUACAAAACUAGCGGCCUUAUGCCAGGCGAGCAGGUGAAGCUCAGCACUCCUAUGUCGGAGCCUAAGCACCAGACGUUCGCCCCGAUGCUUCUCGGUUGCGCUCUCAAGUCCCAGCUGCAUUUGGACAAGCCCGUGUACGGCAAGACCUACGUUUUCACCGCCUAUAAGGAGGGCAAUCCGCUUGAGAACUUCUUCAACGGCGGCGCCCACGCUUUUCUGCUACUCGCUGAGUGGGCUGAUCCGUCCAAGGUUAACGCGCAUACUCCCGCCUUCCAAGCCUCCACCUUUGACCUGAUCGUCGACUGGCGCCCUGAAAAUGAGCGUGGCCCGCCGGGUAGCUGGCUCAUUGACUCGAAGCAGAUCGCUGAGCUCCGCCGCAAGACCUUUAGCGAUAAGAGAGCACAGGACUGGGCCGAAAACCUCAAGUACAACAUCAAGGCUCUGGGAAUUAGUAAGGCUGGAGAGGGCAAGUCAUUCCAGCAACUUGCCCAAAUAGUCGAGGACCAAAGCGACGCGUACUUUGAAGGCGAGGGUAGACACUAUGAAUAUGUGACUAAGAACUGCGGCUCUUAUGUCAAGAAGAUGCUUGGUGUUGUUAAGGCAGAGAAGGCAUCUUAA
Messenger RNA from Aplosporella prunicola CBS 121167, 911 nucleotides. RefSeq lists its product as uncharacterized. The transcript is spliced from 3 exons. NCBI's taxonomy places the organism in Eukaryota, Fungi, Ascomycota, Dothideomycetes, Botryosphaeriales, Aplosporellaceae. The coding region runs from base 87 to 911 and encodes 274 amino acids. The record is from RefSeq and is a predicted model, not a curated record.